Molecule: messenger RNA, 1467 nt
Organism: Pleurotus ostreatus (oyster mushroom)
Lineage: Eukaryota; Fungi; Basidiomycota; Agaricomycetes; Agaricales; Pleurotaceae
Exons: 9
Coding region: 1-1467 (488 amino acids)
Source: RefSeq, a predicted model, not a curated record
AUGGCCCACAUCGCCCAAACUCGUACAGACUCGAUGGCUACCGUAUGUGACGAGGCCGUACCACGCCUUCCAGAUGACUGGACUCUAUGCGUCCACCCCCAAGGAUUUAUUUAUUUCUACAAUGCGAAAUGCAAGGUCGUGAUAGAUGCUGAUCUACGGGACACCGAUAUCUGUCGAAAGGCCACCGACCUCUGCUCGACGGGGCUUCCUGACCUUGCAGAAGGCACGGAGAUGCAUGUCCAGUUUUUGGACCACUUCUCCGGGAACGACAAUCGGGUUGAAAUGGAACCCGCUCCCUUGUGUCUCCUGGUCAACCACACACAUUGCGUAGCCUCCUACGUAUCUGGUCUACCUUCCGCUAAGAACGUUGACCUGAAUUUGCUUCCGCUGGAUCCAAAUCAGUUGAACAGACUGCGGCGGAUGUACUGGAGCUAUCUAUGGAACCACCCUGCUCAUACACCUCUUCCGGAGCGUGCUAUAAAGGAUGCAACAGAUGCGAUCACAUGGUUCUAUACGGACAACCUCAUUUCUGGCAGGCGGAGCGUUGUACCUUUCUCCAAGAAAGAAUGCGAAGAAUUGAGCGAGGUUUUGAAGGGAUUCAGCCUCUCUCAAAGCGACGGAUCUGUUGCCAAAAUUGUGUUUCUAGCCUGGCUCCUUCGCGAAGUCUGCAGUUUCCGCGACGCGGAGCAAUAUGGGCAACUUACUCGUAAAGAAGGGAGCGAUUUGCGCCUAGCCAGGCAUGAUUCCCGCCCUGUGGUCCGAAAGCCGGGGCAAAUUAUCCUUCCCGUUCUCGGCAUAAUCAUGAACAUACUGUUCUUCGGUAUACCGUGGGCGUACCUGGCUCAUAUUGAAGACACCACGAAGUUCAAGGGACGCCUGGAAUAUAUGCAAAAUAAUUGGGAGUGUUAUAUCAAUCGGCUCGUUCGGGAAUAUUCUCAUUUCUUGCUGAUUUCAACCGUGCUACUCUCCGCGACGGUCAGUUUCUUGGCGAUCGAGAACAUCAACCAAGUGGCCCGUGUUGGUGCUACGAUCUCUGCGUUCGCCUCUCUUGGUAGCAUCAUUGUCGGCGUCUUCUCAAUCUGGAAACACCAAAUCAACACCACCACUGGAGGUUCCUUCACAUACAUGUACAAUGCUCGCCAAAAGUUCCUCGGCCAUCACGGACACGCCAUGCUCCUCAGUCUGCCUGCCGUUCUCCUCAUUUGGGCAAUCACUACAUUCACACUGGCUAUGGUGGCGUACACACUGCAAGGGAUCACUGAUCUAGACGUAUACGAUCUGAAAUCAUCGUGGAUAGUCGUCUGCUCGUUUAUUGUCGUGUUGGUCUGCGUGUUCCUUGCUCUACAUACCCUCACUACGUUGUGGAGUACGCGGAGACAGUCACCGGAUGGCUUGUGGCGGAGGCUGAAGGUGUGGUGGUCGAAGCCAGAAUUCAAGGCCAGUAAGAACGCGGGCGCGAUGGCGUAG